Molecule: messenger RNA, 1515 nt
Organism: Dermacentor silvarum
Lineage: Eukaryota; Metazoa; Arthropoda; Arachnida; Ixodida; Ixodidae
Product: solute carrier family 13 member 3-like
Exons: 9
Coding region: 28-1356 (442 amino acids)
Biological process (GO): citrate transport; monoatomic anion transmembrane transport
Cellular component (GO): membrane
Molecular function (GO): succinate transmembrane transporter activity; citrate transmembrane transporter activity
Source: RefSeq, a predicted model, not a curated record
AUCCUCCUGUGCCUGUCGAGUUCCCUGAUGGCGGCGCUCGCCCAGCGACAGGGAUUCCAGCGCUGGCUCACCCUUGCCUGCCUGCGGUGUCUCGGGGGAAGCCUGCGCUGCCUCCUGUUCUCCCUGAUGGCGACCACCUCACUGAGCGCCAUGCUCUUGAGCGCGCCGGCGGCCGCCUACGGAGCCAUACCCAUGGCCGAGACGCUAGCCAAGGAGUUCCUGCGAAAGCCGUCGCAGCCUUCCCCAGCGGUCGCUGGCGCCGGUCAGGCCAACGACGCCGAGCCAAAUCCAGGGUUUGGUGGGCAGUCACUCGAGGACCUCUCCUUAGGCGAAGAGCGUGCUGACAGCAUUCGGAAGGUGCUCCUGAUUGCUGUGGUGCUUUCCGCCAUCAUGAGCGCCCCUGCUUGUCUGACUGGAGCCUCGGCAAACAUGUUCCUCAAGGGUUUUCUUGAGAUAGAAGGAUACCCGAAUAUGAUUACGUUCUCCAGCUGGAUCACAGCCAAUGCCAUCUGCGUGACCACCAACAUCAUGGGCCUAUGGCUGUUCUUCGUUUUCUUAUAUGUUCGAAAGAUCGAGCGAGUGGAACCAGGCUUCCAAGACGCAAUGCGGACCGCCGUUCGUGCUGUGGUUGCGGCGGGAACCGAGCACGUGAAGCCAAGAGAAGGAGUCGUGAUUGUAAUAUACGGAGUGGUCCUCUUGAUGGUGUACUUUGAGUGGUCAGACUACGGGCUCGGCUUGGCAAAGCUUCUUGGCCUGACCAAAUGGAUCGAUGAAACGACACCCUUCGUUGUUGCGCUUAUCCUCGUGCUCAUUAUAUUACCGUCAGUGACGUCCAGCGGCUACGAAAGAAUUGCGUUUUGGGCUGAAGUGGAAAUGGCAAUACCGUGGAGCACGCUACUCGUCAUGGGUUCGGGAUUCGCUCUCACGAAGGCCAUGCAGAAGACGUCCCUGGUGUCCUUCCUGUCGUCCAGCGUCCCAACAAGGCCGCAGCUGUCGCUGACUUUCCUGCAGGUGGUGCUGUGCAUCGUGGUCUCCCUAGGCGCCGAGUUGCGCGGGGGUGUCGCGCUGUGCUGCGUCGUCUCGCCCUUUGUGCUCAAGCUGUGCGAAUCGUUUCACUGGCAUCCCCUGAGGCUUCUGAUACCCGUCACGCUGUGCUGCUCCAUGGGGCUCUUCUUCUCCGUGUCCUCACCGGCCAACAACCUGCUCAUGGCCAAGGAGCGCAUCAAUCUCAGCAACCUGGCAGUGUCCGGCUUGUUCGCCCAUCUCACUUUCGUGACUACGGCUAUAACCAUGACGAACACCAUAGCCCCGACAGUGUUCAAUAUAACCACCCAGCCGAUGAGAGGGAAUCCGUGAGCCACACGGGAUUGCGCGUUGUGCGUUUUCACAUAAAAAGCAGCUUUCUCCGCUUGUUGUGUGGCAGUUAAGCAACAGCAGUGACUUGAUGCUCGUUAUUGUUUUCAACGGACGCACAUGCACGAAACUGAUCGCAAACAUUACUGAGAAUAGCACGAA